This is a messenger RNA of Gregarina niphandrodes, 485 nucleotides long. RefSeq names its product RNA-directed DNA polymerase. NCBI's taxonomy places the organism in Eukaryota, Apicomplexa, Conoidasida, Eugregarinorida, Gregarinidae. The record is from RefSeq and is a predicted model, not a curated record. The transcript has a single exon. The annotation marks the transcript as partial. Gene Ontology annotation, molecular function: protein binding.
UUGUGUGUCCCAGCUAGAGGAAUACCGGGAUGUGUGGGAACGCCCCAAGGCCGCGCAGGUAUGUUACGAGGCUAAGUUCGAAGUCACGGGAAAGCCGUACAAGGCUCGUGUGAGACACUACGAGCCGGAUAUGCGGCAGGAACUGGAAACCCAGGUCCAGAAACAGCUGGAGUUGGGCGUGAUCAGGCCGUCGAAGAGCGAGUGGGCGGCGGCCCCCCACCUCGUCAAGAAGAAGACCGCCGAGUGGCGGUGCGUGCUGGACUACCGGAAGCUGAACGAGUCAAUGAUUUCCGACUCUUACCCGCUGCCGAGGAUGUGGGACCACCUCAGGAGGGCGGCGGGGCGCAAGUACUACGUGACCCUCGACAUGAAUUCGGGCUUCUGGAACGUGCCUAUCGAGGAGGGGUGCAAGCACCUCACGGCGUUCAUAACUCCGAUAGGCCUGUUCGAAUUCAACGUAGUGCCUCAUCGCGCGGUGGAUCUCC